Molecule: messenger RNA, 1008 nt
Organism: Helianthus annuus (common sunflower)
Lineage: Eukaryota; Viridiplantae; Streptophyta; Magnoliopsida; Asterales; Asteraceae
Exons: 2
Coding region: 1-1008 (335 amino acids)
Source: RefSeq, a predicted model, not a curated record
AUGCCCAAGUACGCGAAGUUCUUAAAGGACCUUCUUAGAAACAAGGAGAAGUUGGGGGAGUUGUCGAAUGUUCCAUUGAAUGGAGGGUGCUCCGCAGUCGUUCUGAAUAAGCUUCUGGAGAAGCUUACCGAUCCCGACAUUUUUACUAUUCCAUGUCUUUUCGGUAGUAACACCAAUACUCGAGCCUUAGCCGACCUAGGUGCUAGCAUCAAUUUGAUGCCCUUUUCUCUCUACGAGAAGCUAUACUUAGGCGAGCUUUCACCUACCCGUAUGACAUUAUCUUUAGCCGAUCGAUCCAUGAAAUACCCUAGGGGUUUUGUUGAGAAUUUUCUUGUUAAGGUCGACAAGUUUGUUUUUCCCGUUGAUUUCGUCAUUCUUGAUAUGGAAGCGAAUAAGAGAGUUCCUAUCAUACAUGGUCGUCCGUUUUUGCGUACCGCUAAAGCCCUCAUAGAUGUUUACGAUGGUAAGAUCACACUUAGGGUCAGUGAGGAGAGAGUCACCUUUGAGAUCGAUCGUUCCAUGAACCACCCGAGUGGUUCCGAUGACUAUAGAGGAGGAGAGAGAGUAGAGGAGGAGUCGUUGAGGUUGGAUGAAGUUGAAGAUGAGGGGAUUCCUUUGGUUCCCGAAGCUUUAGCCGUCAGUGAUGACACCACCCAACCCCCACCCUUAGAGCUUAAGGUCCUUCCAUCUCAUUUAGAAUAUGCUUUUCUAGGGGAGGGUUCCGAGCUACCCAUUAUCAUCUCAUCGAAGUUGGAGGAAAGAGAGAAGUUGAGGUUGUUGGAAGUGUUGAAGGCCAACAAAGAGGCCAUUGCAUGGAGGUUGUCCGACAUUAAGGGCAUAAGCCCUUCUUAUUGCACUCACCGGAUACUCAUGGAGGAUGGUUUCAAGCCGAUGGUGCAACCCCAAAGGCGCCUCAACCCCCAAUAUGCAAGACGUAGUGAAGAAGGAGGUUCUAAAACUCCUAGAUGUCGGGAUGAUAUAUCCCAUCUCAUAUUCACCUUGGGUUAG